UCUUGGAGUUGCUAAAGAAAAAAAUCCAACUGAGUACAGUUGAAGAUCCACUGGCUUUAUUAAGGACUCAUGAAUCGGCAGCAUUUCAUGUAGCAAGCAGAGGGGAGCUCUGAGGCAUUGUACAAAAUGGAUGGUUUUCAAAGGAAGGAGGGUGGGGCAAGGAAGUUAUUAGCAAACGACCCCCAUCCCUAAACAGAAUAGCAGAAGAUUGGAGAAGAGGAGUUGAGACAGAGCCUGAGUCGAGGCUGGGUCAUGGUGUCCACUUGUUCCAAGGUGAGCAUGCCCUGCACGAGGGUGCUCUCUGCCCCCACUAGGUCAUCGCUAAGGGUCACCUUGCCCAUUUAUGCUGUAGAGAACAGCAACUCUUAUUUCGUGGAGUAAAUAUAGAAUGCUCAACAAACACUUGUGUUGUCUUCGAGUCUCCAACGCAGGAUCCUUCAAGAUAUUUCCAUAUUUGACAGCCACCUCAAGUCUUUCCUGACCAUUGCAAGAGACGUCCUGAUAUGGAAAAAAAAAAAAAAAAAAAAAAACGGACAAAACCAAAGAGCUAGUGUUGCACUCCCUGUUUAGAGAGAGCUGCCUUAGCAACGUUAUAGAUCUUUCUGGGUGUGCUCCAUGUUACCCGUGCAUGGGAGGAAAGAGCAUUAAGAGUUGUCAGUUAAGGGCACAUCCACCAGAGAGGUUAGUUAUGCUUGGAGACUGGGGCACUGGGGACUCCUCAGAGCUUGGUCACAGCCCUUUAGGACGCCAUUAACAGAGAAAUAGGAGGAGAGCCAAUGAAGCGGUAUCCACAGUCUUGUUCUGAGAAUUGGAUAAAAAGCAAGAGAGUGAGUUAGAAUGAUCCUUGGAGAGAGCAGCGAAGGCAGGUGAGUUUUCCCUACGUACAGGGAAUUGAUCUCUCCCUCUGUGCAAGCAGAAGGGUGGGGCCAGUGGUGAAAGACUGGGAUAGAUUUAGUUUGUAAUGAUUAACAUAAGGAAGACACACUGCCUGCCAGUUACUUGCCCUUCUGAGUGACUCAAUGAUAAGAUAAAGAUGAUGGAAAUAAAUGCAGGAGACACAGCCUGAUUGGAAAAGUCAGCUGCUUUGAGCUUCUACGGACAUGGCUGCAGGAUUCCUGGUUCCCCUGCCGGUGCUCACGGGGCUGUUGCUGUUCCUGUGUGUCGGGCCCCGGGCUGAAGGUGGGAAGGUGCUGGUCUUGCCCAUGGAUGGCAGCCACUGGCUCAGCAUGAAGGAGGCCCUGCAGGAGCUCCAUGCUAGAGGCCACGAAAUAGUGGUCGUUUCGCCAGAGGUGAAUCUGCAUAUCAAAAAAGAGGACUUUUUCACCCUGAUGACCUACACCAUUCCCUACACCCAGGAGGAAUUUAAUGACCUCUUUCUGGGCCACUCUUAUCUGGUUUUUGAAAAAGUACAUUUUCUAAAGAUGUUUUUGAAAAUCAUGGAAAAUUUGAAAACUGCUUCUUUCAUUUUUCAAAGGUCUUGCAAGGAGCUGAUGUACAACAAGGACCUGAUCGGGCACCUGAACUCCAGUUCCUUUGAUGUGGUUUUAACAGAUCCUGUUUACCCCUGUGGGGCAGUCCUGGCUAAGUACCUGUCACUGCCUGCCGUGUUUUUUUUGCGCUAUGUUCCCUGCGACUUAGAUUUUGAGGGCACGCAGUGCCCAAACCCUUCCUCAUAUAUUCCUAGGCUAUUAACAAUGAAUUCAGACCACAUGACGUUCCUGCAAAGGGUCAAGAACAUGCUCUACCCUCUGUCCCUGAAGUACAUUUGCCAUGUUGCUUUCACUCCUUACGCAAGCCUCGCCUCUGAGCUCCUGCAGAGAGAGGUGUCGGUGGUGGAUGUUUUCAGCUCUGCAUCCGUGUGGCUGUUCAGAGGAGACUUUGUACUGGACUACCCCAGGCCAGUGAUGCCCAACAUGGUCUUCAUCGGGGGCAUAAACUGUGCCAACAGGAAGCCAUUAUCACAGGUCUGUAUGGAUGCCUACAAUGUUCCAAGUGGAACACAUGUCUGUUUUUUUUUUUUCUUAAUUUACUUCCAGGUGUUUACUUAUCUACCAGUCUUUCUAAAGAUGUCUAUCUCUCGUUCUCCUGACAGUUUGGUAAGAUGAAUGUUGAAGUGCCUCCACUAAUGCAGGAAAGGUUUGCCAGGGUCACUGAGAAAAAUGAGAGGCAGGGGUGAGCGUCUGUGAUAGGAUUGGCAAGUGCUGCUUUGAGUCAACCAAGACUGUCUUCCAGGCAGGCGCCGUCUUCAUAGUUGUGCAAUUUUCUCCAGCUGUGUAGGAGCAGAGACACCGAGUUGUGGGCUGAUCCAUCAGGAGGUUUUGCUUGUGGGUGUUUGCUCAUCCUGGAGGACAAAGGAACUAUCACAUUGUGUUUGUUGACACGGUCGUUUUUAGUGGCUUCGUCUUGGAAGGGUCUAAAGUGUGAUCAUAGGAGACCUAAACACCAAAAGGGAGCAGGAGUGUCUGAGAGCUUGAGUAAAUUAAGGGGAAGUGAGACGAUGCAGAAGAGAGAAGGUGGGGUCUCUGUGACCCGAGAAAGUAACCGAGUUCAAGUUUUCAGGGAGGGAGCUGUGCUGACAAGUUUCCCGACCAGGUGUUGAUAUCUGGUAUAUAACUCGGGGCUAGCAGAAUUGCAUGGCAGGUCGGUUGAAUGGCUUGGGAUGCUGAAGUCAUCAAAGGUUGGUCAGAGGGACUAAGGAAGAGAUAAAACUAGGAGCCUAUAAACCCAGUGAAGCGGAGGACGGUGAUGAAAAGAAUGGAGUCUAAAAGGGGAAAGGGUUGUUGGGAGGGCUGACCGCAUCACCAGGCCCACCCUCCCAGCCCAGGUUUCCAUGGUAGAAAUUAUUGCUUUACUAAUACUUUCAGAGGCAUCUGACAUUAAUCCUGGAUAUUUGGGUUUAAUUGAAAUAGGACUCAUGGGAGCUAUUUUAUUUCUUAAUCCACUGAGUUAGCCAUCUUUUUUCCCCCCAUUUAUGCCAUAUUCACUUACUUUAUAUUAACUUCCAUGACUUUAGAUCUUUUAUAGUUUUUGCAUUCUUACUUCUGUAUCUCUUUUUAUUUAUGUACAUAUUAUUGCACAGGACUCUAAUGCCAUUUCUCUUUUUGCUUCAGACCACAAGGGAGCUACACUAUCUGGCUUUUUCCUUUGUGCAAUGCAUUUAUUCACUUAAAAAUAUAUAUAUUAGGCUUGUAAAAAUUGAAAAAUAGGAAGGCAUUUAAAAAGUAACUGGUGCUCUUUUCUUUUAGUGUUGCUAUGUAAAUAUAUCCUCUGGAGUUAACUGCACUGGUUCAAAUUCUCACUCCCGUUUUUCUAGCUGAACGGGCAGGUGGGCAGGUGACCCAACUAUUCUGGCCUGACUAUUGUCACAAUGAGCAUACAAUAAAUAUUAUCUAUUAUCAUUAUUUAAAAAGUGCCCAGCAGGACAAGGUAUGUCAUCUGGAGACCGUUAGAUGUUUGUGCCAAUUUAUUUGGUAUGCGAAAGAUCAUUUACACUGAAAUUCUCAAGUAUUAUACGUGCUAGGCACACCAUUAUCACUUUUGUUCCACUAAAUUCUUUUUUACUUUGAGAUUUUGUCUCCCUUACUUUGGUUUACCCUUAGAUGUGACUUCUUUCGGUACUU
Prionailurus viverrinus (fishing cat) is the source of this 3620-nucleotide messenger RNA. RefSeq names its product UDP-glucuronosyltransferase 1A3-like. The coding region runs from base 1101 to 2105 and encodes 334 amino acids. The transcript has a single exon. NCBI's taxonomy places the organism in Eukaryota, Metazoa, Chordata, Mammalia, Carnivora, Felidae. Gene Ontology annotation, molecular function: UDP-glycosyltransferase activity. The record is from RefSeq and is a predicted model, not a curated record.